Egretta garzetta (little egret) is the source of this 4602-nucleotide messenger RNA. It is a transcript of the gene RNF25, whose product is annotated as ring finger protein 25. Gene Ontology annotation, cellular component: nucleus. Bases 711 to 2006 code for a protein of 431 amino acids. The record is from RefSeq and is a predicted model, not a curated record. Gene Ontology annotation, molecular function: ubiquitin protein ligase activity. Lineage: Eukaryota; Metazoa; Chordata; Aves; Pelecaniformes; Ardeidae. Gene Ontology annotation, biological process: protein ubiquitination. The transcript is spliced from 6 exons.
AGUAUCCCAACAAAGCUCCGGAAAUCUCGAUCAGGAACCCGCGGGGGCUGUCAGAUGAACAAAUUCAAAAGUAAGUGCUAGGAGGGAGGGGACAGGGCGAUCCUUUCCUCUAGAGAUCUGGGAAGCAGAACUGGUGGAAAAGCCUUCUCUCAAAUUCACAUGGCUCCCUGUGUCUGGUUAACAGAUGGAUGCAGGUCCCUAAAAGACCUGGUCUUAAAUUUCAUGGGAGCCACUGGUGCUAAUUUUGAUACCAAGGGGUCCACCUUAUGGUUGUUCCCUGUGAUCCCCCUGAAUUGUAUCUAAAUCCCCUGGGCCUUUGAAGCUGUUGGUCGUGCUUUGACAGAGGUGGGACUGAACUGAGUCCUCAGGCAGCCCAUUGUUGCCUUUGUGUUCCUGUCCUUGGUGCAGUGGAGUGUGUGCAGAGAGACCUGCUGGCAGCGCAGGAGUGAUGUGGCUCCCACUAGACCUGCUCAGGGGCUGCCAUCAGAUAAAUGAAGCCUGGGAUUCACCAAGACUGAAGGGUGGUGGGUGAGCUCAAGCCAAGGAGCCAAGCAAACCUGCUCUUGCAAGUCCUUGGAGGACAAAGGCUUCUUGUGCAUUGGCUUGUGGGGAGCACAUGAAUAUGUGUGUGUGCCUGUCCCGUGCUGCAGGCAAAGCCUGAAGGCCGGUGCUCUAUUUCUUCCUCCUGUCAUCAUGGUGGUGUGGCAGGUAUGUGGGACAGUGAAAAGGUGUGGCUAAACUUGUGUUCAGUAUUGCUGCUGCUUUGCUGUAGGAUUUCCCAGACCCUCAGAAGUGUUGCUGAAGCCAGGCUUGGGACAGAGGUGCUCUAUGAACUGAUUGAGAAGGGGAAGGAGAUUCUCACUGACAACAACAUUCCUCAUGGCCAGUGUGUGAUCUGCCUCUAUGGAUUCCAGGAGAGAGAAGCCUUCACAAAGACCCAGUGCUACCACUACUUCCACUCCCACUGCCUGGCCCGCUAUGCCCAGCACAUGGAGGAAGAGAUCCUCAUGCAACAGGAGGAGAGAGAGCAGCACCUGGCACCAUGCCCUAAACAGGAUGUCCGUGUGCAGUGCCCUGUCUGCCGUGAGACCCUGGUCUACGAUCUCAGCGCUCUGAAGGCGGCGCCACCCCCACAGCACCCACUGGAGCCGUACAGGCCAGAUGCCAAGACACUGCAGCACCAAGAACAACUGCGCUUAAUUUUCAAGAGACAGCAAGAGAAGGGGGGAAUCAUUGACCCUGAAGCGGAGAGGAACCGUUACUUUAUCAGCCUCCAGGCGCCUCCAGCUGCUGGCAAUCCAAGCCAAGCAGCCGCUGCCUCUGAGCCACCGGUGAGUGCAAGCGCUGUGGAUGCACCCCAGCCUCCCAGCCAAGCCUUGACUCCAGAGCCAGCCAGGGCUCCAGAGGCCAGGGCCGAACCUGGGCAGCCCGAGCGGCCUGCUGCGCCCAGGGAGCAACAGAGCAAGAGGGAGAGGCACAGAGGGGAGAGGCCAGGCCCUAGGGGCCAGGGCAGGCAGUCGUGCAGCAGCUUGCAGGAAGCAGCAGAGGAAGCCUGUCACCUGCUCCAUGGCUCCAGGGGGCCCAGGGGCUUCAGCCAGAGACCAGAGCGGAGACCUGGUGGGAGGCAGAGCCAGGAGUUUCCAAAGCCUCACAGCAGAAGCAGGGCUGCUGCCUUGGCUGAAAGAAAGGAGUUGUGCCCUGAAGAUCCCUCACAAGGAACGGAGGCGGUGGACUUGAAAGAGGAGCACCGGGAUGUGGAGAGAUGGACCCCAGAGGAGGGGGCUGAGGGCCAGGGCAGGGAGAAGGAGAACCUGGCGUUCAACCGCAGCGACCACAGAGCAGCUCCCAGCUGGCAGGGCCACCACAGGCCCUGGAAUUGCGGGAGGUGGGAGAGAUCCAGGGUCCAAGAGCAUGGUUCCUACCCCAGAGCACCAAGAGGGCGAGGGGUGUUCAGGCCCAGUGGACGUCAAGAAGCCAAUCUCCUUGAGAAGGAGGGCGGCUCCUAGCAGGAGUGGUGAGGGGCUGGGCUGGGGGAGGGGAGGGCCAUUUCUGGGGAGAACAGUGAAGGCUCUGGUGGAGCAGUAGCAAGCAGACACCGUACCACCUGGGAGGGAGGAGGCAACUGGCAUGUGGCACAGCUUGGGACAGGGUACGCACGGGGUGAAGCAUCCUAGUGUGAGCGACUGGCUGUCACCAGCAUUGGAGAAGCUGACUCCUGGCAGAUCACAUCAGCCUUGGUCUCGGAGGCCCGAGGGGACAGAGGAAGCCUUGACUGGGGACCUGCAGCCAUUAUCCAUGUAUGUGAGCUGCCAGGAAACGUGCAGUCCUACAGAGCAAAUGGACUGAGCCCGGCAUGGUGUCACAGCAGAGCCAGACCUGUGGCAGAACCUUCCCUGGAAGCUAGCAUCCUGAUGGAACCGUGGUGGUGCCCAGUGAUGAGGCUGUGCCAGGGCAGCAGCCUGGAGCUCGGCUCGCUGUGUCCCCAGCCCUUCUCAGAGCACCUUCUCAACUGCUCUCCUUAUCUCUCAGAGACAGCAUCACUUCUCCCACAGCCCUGACCACUGCUCAGCUGAUGGACUUGGCCAGACAAGUCCUUUGUAUGACAGGACACUUCCCAGUCCCAGCCAGGAGAGCUAAAUUGAGCUUAAAUCAACACAAUGGCAGGUCAGGGCUGUCUGGUGGCCGAGGCUUUGGGCUGGGUCCUGCUCCGCCAGGGAGCCUGAUUUUAGCUGGAGCUCCUGCUCUGUCCUUCAGCUGCUUUUGUGCAGGCAGAAGCUGAUGGGGGAGACCUGGGAAGAGCACUCUGAAACCUGUAUUUAUUGGGAUCCCCCUUCUAAGGCCAGGCUGUUUCCUGGAGCUCCCAGCAGCCCGGAGUGAAGACAUGCCCCAGUACUUUGGAUAUUCUUACCUUCCUUUCAUCUUCAAGCUGAUUUUGCUUCAAAGAAAUGAGGACUUGCUGUUUAAACUAACUUGGUGCAGUUCCUUCUGCUGCUGCUUCAGAGGUGUAAAGAGUGUCCCUCUCCAGAGCCAUCACAGGUGAUCCCAAGCCUCUGGGGUGAGACACUGCUGUUAAAUUAAUCCAUUGGGUCUUCUCCAGAGCCUGUUCCCUUUGUUUUCUCUGCCCCUUCGCUCCUGUUCUUUGCUGUUUCGAGCGAAGGUGUUGAUCCCUGGUGUUGCUCACUCUCCUCCCUGCUCCCUAUGCCCAGGGACUCCUGCCUUUGCCUGCCUGGGUGUAAGCUGUCUGGCUGACCCAGGCAGUACCGAUUCCUGCACACUUGUUCAUGCCUUGUGCCCCCCACCUCUCUUUUGGCUUCACAUGGGUUGUUAGCGUCUUCCUCUUCCUAAAAAAGGCUGUGCUACGAUGGACUUGCCAGAGCUUCGGGUGAGAUCCCUAAGGAACCAAGAGCUGCGUGCUGGCUGGGAGGGCAUUUGUGCUGCAUCUGCCUGACUGAUCCCUUGGCACAUGAAGGGUGCACAAAAGCUGUCUUGUGAAUGCACCCUCCUCACCUGCUGCCCAGCUCUCUCCACGCCUGGCCUUGUCCUGGAGGGAUUGGUUUAACCUACUGCCCAAGAACCUUCUGUGCUUAAAUUUCCAGUGCUGGCCUAUUGUCAACCCUAAAGCUCUAAAAGCUUUUUUUUUUUCCCCUCCUCCUUGGUCUGAGCCUACACUAUCUGUCCUGGACUUGGGGAUCUGAGCGCCAGAGGUUGUGCCCUGCUGGGGACAAGGGCUGAGCACUCGCUCCCUGAAGAGAGCCCUAAUUUUUCUUCAGUGCUUACUCUGUCCUUGUUCUAGCUGGUUUCUGGGUGAAGGGCCUGUCCACACUUCAGUGAAAAGGUGUAAACUUAAUCCAACAUUGGUGCUUGUUCUGCUGCUUCCUGCCCUCACUUGUGAGAUUGCUGUGCUCCACGAAAGGCGUUUGAUCACGUCCUGAAAAAAACAUGAUCUCUGCCCCUCACAGCAGCUGAAGCUUCUUGGCUUCUUCCAGCAAGCCAGGCUUACUCUCGGCAGGAAAACUGCAGUGCCCAGUGUUUGGAGCAUGGGGAUUCAGCCAUGGAUAUCGGAGUGACUGAGGACUUGGAUAACUUCAACCAAAUGCCAGAGGUGUUAGAGGGGAGGGAUUUUCCUGGCAGUAGGGAUUUAGGAAGGGCCCUCACCUUUCUGACUCACUGCUGUCAGCCUGGAGCAGAGGAUGUUUUGUAACAUGGAAAUGAAUCUGGGCUAAACAAAACAAACCUCCGGGUUGGAAGGGAGGAAUGGAGCCUGCACCCUGCCCUGGGGCUCCUUGCUUGGUGUCCACCCACCUACCUCACAGGGCUGUUGUGAGGCUUAACUGGCAAAAGCACUUGGGCCGGGCAGAAGGGCAUGGCGGCAUCUGUAGCGUUAACACUAUUAAAAGCAAGCUGUCACAGAUGUUGUCUGUGCUCUUGUGUGGUGGCAUCAGGGUGGGGGUGCAUGUCCCCCCUGGCUCUCCCUCACCACUUCCCCAACCUCCCCAACUGCUGUGAGGUGUUCGCCAGCUGCUCAGUGACCAGUUUUGACCCCCAGCUUUGUGAGACAAGGCUGGAUCCAAGCAGUCAGCCUCUGCAGGACAGCCAAGCACA